Messenger RNA from Megalops cyprinoides (Indo-Pacific tarpon), 462 nucleotides. RefSeq names its product fer3-like protein (gene ferd3l). Gene Ontology annotation, biological process: regulation of transcription by RNA polymerase II; developmental process. The record is from RefSeq and is a predicted model, not a curated record. NCBI's taxonomy places the organism in Eukaryota, Metazoa, Chordata, Actinopteri, Elopiformes, Megalopidae. The transcript has a single exon. Gene Ontology annotation, molecular function: RNA polymerase II transcription regulatory region sequence-specific DNA binding; protein dimerization activity; DNA-binding transcription factor activity, RNA polymerase II-specific. Bases 1 to 462 code for a protein of 153 amino acids.
AUGGAAAUUCAAGGAUCUCUUUUGGAACCGGCGCUUUUGGACUUCGUCGGUGAUGUGAGCUGUGCGGAUCUGCCCCCGAAACCGGCGGCCAGACAGAGCGCGGCCUGUUCUCUGCACACCACGAACCUUCGGAGCCAAUAUUACAACAUGAUGGCCGUUACCGGAGGCCAGGCGCCCCCGCGCUCCCCGGAAAGCGCCUGUUUGGGGACGGGGAAGACGCCGGCGCGCGGGGUUUCCACCCUGGCCGCGAGGUCGAAGCGGAAGCGCGUGAUCACCACGGUGCAGCGGCAGGCGGCCAACAUCAGGGAGCGCAAGCGCAUGUUCAGCCUCAACGAAGCUUUCGACCAACUGCGCAAGAAAGUGCCAACCUUCGCCUACGAGAAACGGCUGUCCCGCAUCGAAACGCUCAGACUCGCCAUUGUGUACAUCUCCUUCAUGACGGAUCUCUUGAAGGAAAAUUAA